This is a messenger RNA of Marchantia polymorpha subsp. ruderalis, 3248 nucleotides long. Lineage: Eukaryota; Viridiplantae; Streptophyta; Marchantiopsida; Marchantiales; Marchantiaceae. The record is from the annotation of a GenBank genome assembly.
GGAGGGAGGGAGGGAGGGAGGAAUUUCGGGAACGUCUACAAAAUCUAGGAGAAUCCGUCGAAAGUCCUGCAGCGAGGGCCAUGGGAGGAACCGUGAAACAUCGGCACCACCGGGAAACAAUGAAACCGUGAGGAAAGGGGAAAUCGGAAGGUCGGAAUUCAAGCCAACGGGAAGCGGAACGGAGAAUCGCAACCGAUCAGACACCCGGAAACGGAUCUACAUAACCACACUCGGAAACGAGCGGUCGGCGUGAGAGGCGGGGAGCCCAGAAAAGCUCGACGUGAAGUUUCUUGGAGCGGAGACGAGAGCCCGGGCCCAGGGCCGAUGCCCGGCCCGGCCCGCCCGCCCUUGGGCCGAGGGCGUGGGCAUGGGCACCCACACGCUUCUUCUUCGCAGUUUCUUCGGAUGUCAUCGUGUCGUGGGAAGUGCAUGGAGUUGUGACAUGUCAGGGGCAGCGAAGGAGCGCGGACGCUUCUGCCAUGCCCUCCCUCGCCCUCCCUCGCCCUCGCGCUCCGGAGCUGUAUGCCGUCGUCGUCGGCGUCGUCGGCAUUCGAUUCUUGAGUGGCCGCUGCCGGUUUGGCAGGAAAAACGGCAAGAAGGAUCAGCGAGCGACGAAGCAGAGCAAAGACGACAGCAGAGGGCUCAAAUCGGAGCCGGGGCCCUCCUUCAGAGAAGGAUGCAUCGAGGAAGGUGACCAGGCAAGAAGAGGACAGGAUUUCCCCGACUCUUGAAUAGAUUCAAGUGCUAGUUGGAGAUAUUUUUAGGGGCAAUCAAUGUGCGCCACGGUCUGCGGUGCCCUGCUCGGCCAAAUUGCCAAACGCGACCUAGCCAGCCAGCCAGCCAUGCCAGCCAUUCCUGCCAUUCCAUGCCUUGCCGAGUUUCCCCACCCUAGCGCGACGCAGUGUUUCUUCCUCUGCUCGCCUCUGUUGCCCUCAGGCAGAGGAGGAGCGCCGAGAGAUAGCGUAGAUAGACCGUUGACUGAAAUCUCCAACCACAGCACGACGAGAAAACCGCGGCCAGAAAAAUUGCUCGGGCCUAUUGUAGCAUAAUGCCGGGCGCCUUCGUUCUUGCUUCGUUCUUGCGGGUGAAAGCGGUAAACGAGCGUGAUGCGCAGUGCAGUGCAGAGGGUGAUGGAGUGACUGUGUUGAGAAAUAAUCAAAGGUGGCCCCCCUUGCCUUGGUGGGCUGCGGCGGGAGAGAGGGAUGGCGGGCGGGCGGCCUGGGAUGGCAUGGCUGCCUAGUCCCGCUCGCUGCUUACUCGCUGGCGGGCUGGGUUGGGCUGCCUGGUGGGUUGGCCUGGUCCGCCUGUCUCGUCUUCAUGUACGCUGCUAGAAAGCCGUCGUAAAGCAAACAGAGUUAGUACAUUCCGUGCUCUAGGAGGAGAUCGUGGGGGAGACAUUCGAGGAAAUUCCCCCAGUCCUGCACUAGCAGCAGGCACAGCGCACACUCUCACCCUUCCUCCCUGAAUUAUAUGUAGGGCCUCGGUCUCAUGUUUGAGUCAGGCAAUCCCGAUCUGCUUCUACAACAGCCUUCGCUCUCUCCCUCCUUGCGCACCGCACUCUCACUCUCCCUCAUCUUGCUACUCACUCUCUCUCUCCCUUCAUCUUUCUAUCUCUUUCUCUCACCCCUCCGUGUGCAUUCGAAGCAUGCGCAGCGCCUUCAUGCGCCUGCUGGUCUCCUCCACGCUCUAGCUGUACUCAUCUGCCGAGCCCUUGCCUUCUCUACUUUGGUUCACUCGUUCUGUCGCGAGGGAAGGCGAAUGCCUGUCCUCCGAGUGGACUCUCGUGUAGUCUGAAACACGCGAGCAUGCGCAACAUUUCGUGAACAUUGUUCCCCUCCGAAGCGAGGUCCACCUGACCAGUUGUCCCUCCUAUCGCACCUCAGCGUUCGACACCAGUCUCGCACCAUGAAAAUGCCCAAGAUUUUUCAGGGUAAGAAAUCCAGGGGCCAGGAAGUGAGCCCGUCUUCUUCUAUGGAGAAAUCUCCCGCGACUUCGCCGAGGGGCGUCAGGAAACCCCUCGAGAGCCGAAUGUCCUACCCCGCUGCUAUCACACCAUCCCAGAGGCCGCUAGAGCGCCAGAUGUCGUUCCCUGUCACCAAGGCGAGCGUGUCCGAAAUUGAGGAGGAUAAGCCCAGGAAGAAGGCUCCACGGUUGUCGGCCGAAGAGCUGCACGAGAAGGAGCUCGCCGAGGCGUUCAGACUCAUCGACAUGAAUGGAGACGGACAAAUUUCGGUCUCGGAGCUCGGAGUCAUUCUGAAAUGUCUCGGCGAGACUCCGACGGACGAGGACCUCAAACUCAUGGUUCAAGCCGUCGACGCUGACGGGGACGGGCAAAUUGACCUGCAGGAAUUCAUCAACUUGAACAAGAUUACCUCCAACGACAAGGGUGCUGAGACCAGGUCCGAGGAACUCAGAGCGGCCUUUCACGUCUUCGAUAUUGACAAGAACAACCAGAUCUCUGCCGAUGAGCUCCACCAAGUAUUGAAGAGGCUGGGAGAGCAGAGCUUAACCAUGGAGGAAUGUUGCCGGAUGAUCAACAGCGUCGAUAGCGACGGAGACGGGUUCGUCAAUUUCGAGGAGUUCGAGAAGAUGAUGUCCACUCCCGUAUACUAAACACUUCCAACGACCGAGGCAAUCGACUUCAAUGUAAAAUAUUCAAAGCUACAUUUUUUGAACGUGACCAUCUUCCGAACUCUCGAUCGUAGAUGAAACUCGACGCAAGAGGUGGGGUUUCCAAUCGCCGAGACAUGUCAUGGAUCAACGAGAGGUAAAAUCCAUAGUAGAGAACUCGUGACGAAGGUGUACAGUAUGCUAGUAGGAAACUGUUUUCUGGGUUUGUCUUGGACGAUCUGAGGCAGUUCUUUUUUCUCGAUCCUUUGUGCGACGGCAGCCAUUAGAGUUAAUGGCUUUUUCUGAAGAUUGAGGUGGAGAUCAUCCGCACCGUUCUGCCCUGUGUGGUGCUCCAUCAAAUAGAUGCUCUGGAGACUUGUACGAGCGAAUUCAAGACCGACUGCAGGAAUAACAUAGACUCUUCGAUCUGGGAACUUUGAUUCCACUACGGGCUUCGACUCGUCUAUAGUUGAGACUCCCGGCGGCAGUGACAGUGACACAUAUAUUCGUUUGAGUCGGUAUGCAGUACCAGGCAUCUCAUACUAAUAAAAACGCAGUUUAUAGCGAGCAAUAUUUUUCGCGUGAGAUAUGUGCGGAAUCGAUUAAAUGAAGUCGUGCAUAUGCUCGAAAUAAGUGCC